UUGAGCAUGGGCGAGAGAGGAGCAUGUGAAAGCGACAAAAGGGCUUCCAAAGGCUCAGGCUGGCCACUGGCCACACACUCGAGCCCUGACCACGGCCGCUCGCGCUCUUCAUUGUAUGACGAGGCGUGACUGCUUGUGCGCUUGUGUGCGCACGCCCCUGGAUGGAUGGCGAGUAGCUUCCUCUUCCUCGAGCGAGCGAGCGUGAAAUGAGGAGCAAGUGAUUGUAACGAGGGCGAGGGCGCGAUUGCAAUGGCCGGGGAGCGCAAGGUGCUGCUGGUGUCGGCUGGAGCCAGCCACACCGUAGCCCUCCUGUCCGGCCAAGUGGUGUGCUCGUUUGGGCGGGGCGAGGACGGGCAGCUGGGUCACGGAGAUGCGGAGGAUCGGCUCUUGCCGCGGAUCAUCGGUGCGCUCAACGACUGCGAGAUCUCGCUUGUGGCGUGCGGCGCGGAUCACACCACCGCCUACUCUGCAACCAGGCUCACCAUCUACAGCUGGGGCUGGGGCGACUUUGGGAGGCUCGGCCAUGGCAACUCGAGCGAUCUCUUCGUACCCCAUCCAAUCAAGGCGCUGCAGGGCCUCGAGAUCAGGCAAAUCGCUUGCGGCGACAGCCAUUGCCUGGCGGUGACCGCGGAUGGAGAAGUCUACAGCUGGGGCCGGAACCAGAAUGGUCAGCUCGGGCUGGGAGAUACCGACGACUCGCUCGUCCCGCACAAGCUACUAGCUUUCGAGGGGGUGUCCGUCAAGAUGCUCGCAGCAGGGGCGGAGCACACGGCAGCUGUGACCGAUAGCGGCAAGCUCUACGGCUGGGGGUGGGGGCGCUACGGAAAUCUAGGCCUGGGCGAUCGGGGCGACCGGAUGCUACCGGCUGAAGUGCCUGCUGUUGGGGAUGAAAAGAUGUGCAUGGUGGCGUGCGGGUGGAGGCACACCAUCGCCGUGUCCCAGUCCGGCAAGCUCUACACGUAUGGGUGGAGCAAGUAUGGGCAGCUCGGGCAUGGCGACUAUGCGGACCAUCUCUUACCACACCAGGUGGCAGCCCUGGCGGAGUUCAACAUCACACAGGUGUCUGGAGGCUGGAGGCACACCGUUGCUCUAACGGAAGCGGGCAAGCUUUACGGAUGGGGGUGGAACAAGUUUGGUCAAGUUGGUAGCGGGGAUGUUGAUGAUCACACCAGCCCGCAAUUGAUUUCCAUUCCAGGACAGCACCAGAGAGUGGUGCAAGUCUCGUGUGGUUGGAGACACACCGUCGCGGUGACUGACAAGAACAAUGUGUAUUCCUGGGGGCGAGGAACAAGCGGGCAAUUGGGACACGGAGAUGCUGUGGACAGAAGCGCACCUAAAGGCAUCCAAGCUCUGAGUGCCGACGGCUCGGCCUGUGAGGGCCUGGAGAAAUCACCGGAGCCGGCUGUAACCGGAAGUGGCGUUGCAAAUUGGAUAUCGCCAUCCGAGAGAUAUGCUGUGGUUCCAGAUGAAGCUGUGUUGGUGGGGCAGAUGGGAGAUGCCAGUGUCCCAGACACGGACAUAAAGCGCAUUAGAACAGACUAGAAUGUAUAGGUGGUAGUUGUAGUUUUUCUUCUCGUUGUGUUUCCUUUGAAGCAAACAAACAUGCUGCUGUAAAUUAAACACUUAAUUUCUCUCUC
This is a messenger RNA of Selaginella moellendorffii, 1637 nucleotides long. RefSeq names its product ultraviolet-B receptor UVR8. NCBI's taxonomy places the organism in Eukaryota, Viridiplantae, Streptophyta, Lycopodiopsida, Selaginellales, Selaginellaceae. The transcript is spliced from 13 exons. The record is from RefSeq and is a predicted model, not a curated record. The coding region runs from base 250 to 1542 and encodes 430 amino acids.